Messenger RNA from Odobenus rosmarus divergens (Pacific walrus), 1355 nucleotides. It is a transcript of the gene KRCC1, whose product is annotated as lysine-rich coiled-coil 1. Bases 281 to 1051 code for a protein of 256 amino acids. The transcript has 3 exons. Lineage: Eukaryota; Metazoa; Chordata; Mammalia; Carnivora; Odobenidae. The record is from RefSeq and is a predicted model, not a curated record.
CCGCCUGCUCGGCGGCGGAGGCGGCGGUGGCGGCAGCGGCUGUCCCUGCCUCUCCGCCACCUCCACCCCGGCCUAUUCCCCGGCCGGCGGCGUUGGCGGGGAGGGGGAACAGUAGUUGUAGACGCCCGCCCCUGCCUCAGAGAAGCUCCCCGGUUGUUGCGCAGUCUCACCAUGUAGAGAAAGCUCAUGCUAGAAAACUGAAGAAAUUAAUGGGUGACUAUGAUCAGAUUUCUUCACCAAGUUCUCAGCCUGAGAAGGAGAAUCCCUUGUUGUCAACCUAAUGAAGCAUUCAAAGAAGACAUAUGACUCUUUUCAAGAUGAACUUGAAGAUUAUAUCAAAGUGCAGAAAGCCAGAGGCUUAGAGCCAAAGACUUGUUUCAGAAAGAUGAGAGACAAUUGUUUGGAAACCUGUGGAUACAGAGAAGAGCUUGAUUACCGACCAAGGUAUAGAAUGUUUGAUCAAAUACUCUCAUCUGAAACUGGGCAGACCUACCCAAGAUCAUGCCCUAGUUCACAAAAAGUAGAAAACCGGUUACCUCAGUGGCUACCAGCUUAUGACAGCAGACUAAGACUAGACUCCCUGAGCUACUGUCAAUUCACCAGGGACUGUUUCUCAGAAAAACCAGAACCCCUGAACCUUAGUCAGCGAGAGUCUAACUGUAGCUCAUACAGUGUAGAAUCUGGAGUUCACAAGCGCCUCUCCUCAGAAAACAGUGCCGGUGGCCAUCCAGCCAGUCAUAAACAGCUACAUCAGAAGGGGAAAAGACACCCGGAGGAAGGAGAAAAACCAGAGGAGGAGCGGCCCAAGCAUAAGAGAAAAAAAGGUUGCGAGGAAACAGAUUUAGAUAAACACAAGAACUUCCAAAGAAACAAAACACAGAUGGAAACAGUCAGGGUCAGUACAGAAAAGCUUAAGAAUCGAAAGGAGAAAAAAAGCCGAGAUGGAGCCUCUAAGAAAGAGGAACGUAAGCGUAGAAAAGAGAAAAAGGAACAAGGUAAAGAGAGAACAGAGGAGGAAAUGCUUUGGGACCAGUCUAUCCUUGGAUUUUGAAGCUCUUGAGUUGGUUCUCCUGAGGUUAAAUUGAAAGAAUAGUUGAGGGGCCUGGUUUUCUGACGUUCACGUUCAUAUCGGUUCUUUCCUGUGAACAGGUACUGCAACUUCUAACAACAGGCCAAGUGAACACAAAGUAUUUAAUACGCUUACUCUCCAACAUGGAAAUUACUUUUCCUCAUUUUCUAAAAGCAUCCUUACAUUCUUAUAUAAUGUAAUUUCCCUUAAUGACAGUGGCUCUGCUUUUACUCAUCAAAUUGCUGGGAUGGUAGAAGUAUUUUUCCCUUGGGAGGUCAUUUAUUUU